This is a messenger RNA of Porites lobata, 3048 nucleotides long. The record is from the annotation of a GenBank genome assembly. NCBI's taxonomy places the organism in Eukaryota, Metazoa, Cnidaria, Anthozoa, Scleractinia, Poritidae.
UCAGGACUGCGCUUCUUACACGAAAACUACGACCCCCGUUGUUGGUAUUGGGAACUAGUGGAGACAGUUCGAAAGGUUAUUUUGACAUCUGGAUUGAUCCUUCUUGGUGGCGAGAGCAGAGCUUACAUUGCGCUAGCAUUGCUUUUAUCUGGACUGUACGGGAUGUAUUUCGGGCUAAAAAAGCCCAUAAGUGAUCGAUUCGAAAACAACCUUAUGCUGUCUUCACUUGCCGUUACGUUCGUAAACCUUGCAAUAGGAGCCGUGAGCACAAUCCCGAGUGAAGGUUUUUCGACAACAGUCGACCCAAUCGUGGAUACUCUGGUGUUCAAUGGCUUGGUCUUUGUUGCCAACACCUUGGUUAUUGGAGUCCUUGUCGGUAAGUUAUCAUCAUGCAUUCUAUUCUUCUGUCACACAAUCCCUUUACAUUUAACAGUCAGGUUCAUACCUUAACUGGGCACCAGACUGAUUUACUUGGUAAAAGUUCUUGCAAUGAAAGAUACAUAGCUUACUUCAUAAUUAAUGAGUGCGCACGAUUCACGAGUUGUACUGAGCGAACCAUAGCAGUGAUAAUCUGAAGUAAUUUGCUCAUUAAAUGAGUACUAAGAUAUAACGAAAGUUCUUUUUCUUUUUUUACUUUUAAUCACGACCAAAUCAAAUAGGCCUUGGAAAGGUCUUCUUAGCUCAUUCCUCUACGAAGAGCGAUAUACUUGCACUUGUGGGCAAAACUAGCUUAAUUAAAACGAGGUUACAGGAUAUUGCCAUUUUUAAGUUUAAAAUCAACAAAACGUUAUUACCGACAAAUACAUCGCAACUCUUUCGUCGCUCACAGGUAGAUUAUUAUAUACCAAGAGCAGGAACUGUUACAUACGGAAAACACUAACUUAGGUUUUUCGACCCCACUUAACGGUCGAAGUUAGGUAUGAGCGAUAGAAACGAGAUAUCAUUAAAGAAAAUCAUAGACAGCAUAAAUAAAAAGGACUUGGAGAGGGCAGGGGGUUAAUUCAAGAAGAAACAUGCAAGGGAUGUUAAUUAUGCGUGACUUACGUCAGUAUAAAAGUAGAUGUGAAGUAUUGCAAUAAGAUUAUUUAGAAACCCUCAUCUUAGAUAGCUGAUAAUUAAUCCAGAUUUGGACUGAAAUGGAUUUUCAGAAGCCGAUAUCUUUUAUUAACUACUUUAAAUAACAUUUAUAUGUUAACAAUUUUUGAAAUAAUUAGUUUAGCUAUGGUAAUAAAUCUUAAUAUUAUACUGAUAACUAAUUUUCACGUAAAAGUAUUCCCGAUUAGUGGGCCUCCUUAGGGAUGCUAGAAGACCUAAUUACACUUAAUUAAAGUUGUAUCUAUGUUGUGUAUGUGUGUAUGUAAGUAUGUAUGUAUGUAUGUAUGUAUGUAUGUAUGUACGCUCUAAAAAGCGGAAAAACCGAUACCAUCUUUGUUGUUUAGAGAAAAAUUCGUAUGCGGCGCGUAAUUGUUCAUACAACAUUUUUCACUUGUGAGAAAAACCGUUUGACCAGUCAGGUUGUUUUUGCUUUGUUUAGAGUCAAUCUCGGUACUUUUGAAAUAAAAUAAUGUAACGACCUCUGAGUCUAUUUCAAAAUUAUGAAGUUUUCUAUUUUUUUUUUCAAUGUAUUACUAACGCUUCACCUGAAUUAGAAAAAUGCUAAACGAUUUUAUCCACGUGAUAUACCUUUUUAUCACCAGUUAGAUGAUAAUAUUGUAGUAAUCCCCUGUAUAUACUUACUGCCUUUGUGGCACUGCAAAUGAAGAACAAAUGAAAGGUAAACACGAGAAAUUUAAAAAAAGACACUCUGAUGGUGAUAGUACCGUACUGUGAUAUGAUCCGAGAAAGGGUUAACCCUUUAAGUCCCAAUAUCCACAUACAAAUUCUCCAAACGGAUCUCUAUAUAUUUCCUUAAAGAAUGAGUUCAGAGAAUUUGAUAAAAGAUCAAACAUUUUCUCUUAGCUGAUCAUUUUAUUAAUUCUCAUAACCUAAUCUCUUGACAAUGUAUGUUUAUCGUUAUGAGAAAAUUGAUGUUGGUCACUAUUGGGACUUAAAGGUUUAAAAACAUAGUAAGGUACCUUCAAACUUUGUUUCAAAACAUUCUGCAAUAUUAUUUUACUUCUUUAGCACUUCGGGUAUUUUACCUUUAAUUGUUAAAGGUAAAAUUUCCCGUCUAAUUUUUUAGACGGGAAAGGAUCCCGAAAUCGGGCGGUUAAGGUUAGCGGUUGACUGUUUCAAUCAAUUUAAAAUAAAAACUUCAAAUUCUCCAGGGGGCUGCUAUACGUGUAUCAGUGUUUGGAUGUCCAUUCAAGUCAAUCAACUGAAAUGAAAGCGAAAGUUAAACUACGAUGUAUUUUGAGGCAUUCUAAUAUCCGACUCAUGCAGGAGGUCAGAGUGACUAAAGGCUCAUUUCUCUAGACUGUAGAGUCUCGUUAACUCUUGACGCGUUGAAUCUACGACUGAUCUGAUCAAUAUAUGUAUACAUUCUUAAGGCCGACUCCAGUGUCGUAGUGAACUAAGCAUAUAAUUUAGAAUCAUUAAAAGAAAAACAGAAACUUCGUGCUUACACGAAAAUUUAUGAACACCUAUCCGGUGUGACUCUCCGCGGCUUUCGAGAUUUGCACCAGCUACACUCUGUUGCAGAAAUCGCUCAGUUCUUUCAAGGCUUUUUGUGAAAACAGAUAGUUUUUUUAGUCAUUAUCACCAUUGUACUGUUCUCGUGCAAGUAACCGCCUUCAGGUCUUUCCUCUGUGAUGAAAGGUUAAUAUAAAUUGGAUCUAUAAAGGCCAAGUUUUAAUUUGAACGAGUGUUUAUUUUGUUUCAGUGCAAUAUCUGGUGUAUCUUUACCACUUUGUAAAAGAAUGGCGCAAGCAUCCAAAGUGGUCAUUCUCCUGCUGCCUGGCCUUGCUAUUGCCACUUAAUCAACUACAAGGAGAGAUACGCGGAUUAACUGGGAAAAACAUACUAAAUCAGCAACUGCAAACUGGUGACAUCGAGUUGCCAACCAUUGCAAGUACUUUAAGGGAGAGUGGGGCAGUUGAUGUUACUCUU